AUGUUUCUCAGCUUGUUUCUCGCAAUCGUCUUCGGGGCUGUGGCGCUCGUGCUGUUUCGUUCCUACGCUAGAUACAAGCUAAACUACUGGAACCGGCGAGGUGUCGAGCAAUUGCCAAACGCUGACCUAGUGUUUGGCCACGUUAAGGACGCCAUGCUCUUCCGCACUGCCCCAGGAUGGCACAUGGGUGUACUCCACAACUCCACCAUCAAUAAGGAUGCACCUUUUGUUGGCUUCUACAUCUUCCACAAGCCGUGUCUGCUGCUUCGCGAUCCCAAGAUUAUUAAAAAUAUUAUGAUAAGCAGUUUUAAAAACUUUUCAAACCGGCACUUUGGAGGAAGUCAACAGAUGGACAGUAUGGGCAUGAUUAAUCUGUUUGGUAUAAAGAAUCCUACCUGGAAAUACCUGAGGUCCAAGAUCACUCCCACACUCAACGGUGGUAGACUAAGGCAAAUGCUGCCUCUGUUGAUGCAGACAACUGAGACGAUGAUGAACUAUCUUAAGGAACAAAGCCAUGAGCCAGAUGAAAGUAUGAUAAUCGAUGCUCAGAAGUUGAGCUACAACUAUACGAAUAAUGCCAUUACCAACAUUGCUCUUGGCAUAACAGUUGACUCCUUUCACGAUCACAACGACCAUACCAAAUUUGGUAAAUAUGCUUUAUUCUAUGGAUUGAAAAGAAAAAUUGCUUUGUUAAACCUGUUUUACAUACCAGAACUGAGUACAUUAUUUGGAUCUUACCUUCAAUCAAACAAAACAUUAAUACGGAGUUGUCUAUGGAAUAGCAUAAAUAAUCGUGAAGAAACUAACAAAAUACGAGGGGAUUUUGUCGAUGCACUUAUCGACCUGAAAAACAGCAAUCAAAAUCCUAUGUACAGCAUGGAGGGUGAACAAUUGGUGAAUCUGACAGGUACGUUCUACGCUGGCUUCGAAUCGAGCGCCAAUUCCAUUUCCUUUACACUCAUGAAGCUGGCAUCUCACCAUGAUUUUCAAGAUAAGGCACGUGAGGACAUAGAACGUGCAAUCAAUGAGCACGGCUUGACCUUCAGUGGGUUUAACGACAUGAAAUACUUAGACCAGUGUGUCUAUGAAGCCAUAAGGAUGUAUCCGCCUGUACCGACUCUUGAUCGCUUAACCAAUGAAGACUACGAGAUUCCUGAUACUGGCAUCAUCAUAGAAAAAGGAACUCCGAUUUUCGUCUCACUCUAUGGCAUGCAUUGGGAUCCCCGUUUCUUCGAGCAACCGGAGAUUUACGAUCCCAGCAGGUUCGCUGGUGGCCAAACAGUAUCUGAUGCUUUCCUUCCAUUUGGAAUCGGUCCCAGAAUGUGCCCUGGUAAAAAGCUUGGCCUACUUUACACCAAAGUAGUUUUAACGAUGAUUCUACGAGAAUACACCGUUACGAUUGAUCCUGGAACCACAGUAGUCUUAGAUUCUAAAGCUUCACUGACAUCGGCAGAAGAAUCGAUUAACCUUCAAUUUAAGAAAAUUGUUAGUUGAAA
Copidosoma floridanum is the source of this 1496-nucleotide messenger RNA. Its product is annotated as cytochrome P450 6k1-like. Lineage: Eukaryota; Metazoa; Arthropoda; Insecta; Hymenoptera; Encyrtidae. The record is from RefSeq and is a predicted model, not a curated record. Gene Ontology annotation, molecular function: heme binding; iron ion binding; oxidoreductase activity, acting on paired donors, with incorporation or reduction of molecular oxygen.